This is a messenger RNA of Peromyscus californicus insignis, 5433 nucleotides long. It is a transcript of the gene Tph1, whose product is annotated as tryptophan hydroxylase 1. Gene Ontology annotation, biological process: serotonin biosynthetic process; aromatic amino acid metabolic process. The transcript has 10 exons. Lineage: Eukaryota; Metazoa; Chordata; Mammalia; Rodentia; Cricetidae. Gene Ontology annotation, molecular function: iron ion binding; tryptophan 5-monooxygenase activity. The record is from RefSeq and is a predicted model, not a curated record. Gene Ontology annotation, cellular component: neuron projection. The coding region runs from base 655 to 1986 and encodes 443 amino acids.
AGAAGAAGAAGAAGAAGAAGAAGAAGAUUGCUGAAUGAGUACUAUUGGGCUAGGCAGAUCAACAGGCAGCAUUACCAGUGGAUAGGAAUGUGACUGUCAGCACAGGGACCUGAUUUCACCAGGUCAGGCAAAAGUGUUCAGGACAGUCAAAGGAUGUGAGCUGUCAAAGACCCCGUGUAACCGCGUGUCCUCACCCCCUGCAGCUGUGUGAUCAUAGGUAUGUCAGUCUCUCGAGGCUCUAGUUGAGUUUACAAAUAUAACAGAAGGCCUGGACCCCGCUCUGAAUGGAUGAAGCGUGCGGGGAAGCUCCCCAGAUUCUGAUGGGAGAUGAGGUAGACCUUCACAGAGGACUCAGUUUGGGGCUGAAAUAACCAGGGAGACCGCCAGAGCCUGGAAGGCAUGAUCAGUGCCCUCAAUGGUCAGAAAGGAGAAAAGGGAAGAUUCUGAGACACAGCAGGUGCCCUUGCCAUUCUGGGCACUAUGUUAGGGGUGUCUCACCUUCUGGCCCCACUGCCCCCUCGAAAAGCCUGCCAGACAUGUGGGUUUUGCAGAUGAAGGAAUGUAAGCAGGGUGGUGGAUGAAGUUAUCGCUGCUGCCCCUGCUGCCCAGCUCUCUGCUUAGUACUCAUCUGAGCUUUCCUAAUUCAGAUUCGCCAUGAUUGAAGACAAGGAGAACAAAGAGCAUUCUUCAGAAAGGGGGAGAGUGACCCUCAUUUUUUCCUUAAAGAAUGAAGUUGGAGGACUCAUAAAAGCACUGAAAAUCUUCCAGGAGAACCACGUGAACCUGUUACAUAUCGAGUCCCGGAAAUCAAACCGAAGAAAUUCAGAGUUCGAGAUUUUUGUUGACUGCGACAUCAACAGAGAACAGCUGAAUGACAUCUUUCCCCUGCUGAAGUCCUACACCACUAUCCUCUCUGUGGACUCCCCCGAUCAGCUCACUGUGAAGGAAGACGUUAUGGAGACUGUUCCUUGGUUUCCAAAGAAGAUUUCUGACCUGGACUUCUGUGCCAACAGAGUGCUGAUGUACGGAUCUGAACUCGACGCGGACCAUCCUGGCUUCAAAGACAAUGUCUACCGUAGAAGACGGAAGUAUUUUGCAGAGUUGGCUAUGAACUACAAACAUGGGGACCCCAUUCCCAAGAUUGAAUUCACAGAAGAAGAGAUUAAGACCUGGGGAACCAUCUUCCGAGAGCUGAACAAACUCUACCCAACCCAUGCCUGCAGGGAGUACCUCAGAAACCUUCCUCUGCUCUCGAAACACUGUGGCUAUCGGGAAGACAACAUCCCGCAACUGGAGGAUGUCUCUAACUUUUUAAAAGCAUGUACGGGGUUUUCUAUCCGUCCUGUGGCUGGUUACCUCUCACCAAGAGAUUUCCUGUCAGGGUUAGCCUUCCGAGUCUUUCACUGCACUCAGUAUGUGAGACACAGUUCAGACCCCCUCUAUACUCCAGAGCCAGAUACCUGCCAUGAACUCUUAGGUCAUGUUCCUCUCUUGGCUGAACCCAGUUUUGCUCAAUUCUCCCAAGAAAUUGGCCUGGCUUCCCUUGGAGCUUCAGAGGAGACUGUCCAAAAACUGGCAACGUGCUACUUUUUCACUGUGGAGUUUGGUCUGUGCAAACAAGAUGGACAGCUGAGAGUCUUCGGUGCUGGCUUGCUUUCUUCCAUCAGUGAGCUCAAACAUGCGCUUUCUGGACAUGCCAAAGUUAAGCCCUUUGAUCCCAAGGUUGCCUGCAAGCAGGAAUGUCUCAUCACAACCUUCCAGGAUGUUUACUUUGUAUCCGAGAGCUUUGAAGAUGCAAAGGAGAAGAUGAGAGAAUUUACCAAAACUGUAAAGCGCCCGUUUGGAGUGAAGUACAAUCCGUACACUCAGAGUGUUCAGGUUCUGAGAGACGCCAAGAGCAUAACCGGCGCUGUGAAUGAGUUGCGGUAUGACCUCGAUGUCAUCAGUGAUGCCCUUACUAAGGUCAGCAGGCAGCCCAGUGUGUGAUCGUCUCCAGUCUGAAUCCAGAAAGCCAAUGAGCAUCAGUUCAGAGCCAGGGCCACCUCUUGCUUCCCCCAAGAUCUGCUUGAGGAAGGACAGCAGCUCCCGGGUUAACAAAGUCUCCCAUCUCUUUCUGUCUCUGAAAAUGCACACCUGGAUGCUUCAGCCACAGCGAACUUCUACUUUUGUUUUGUGUUUUGGCACCUGCUUAGGGAAAUAUAAUUCACAUGCCAUGUGAUUCACCAAAUUCCCAUUUAAAAUAUUUAUUUCAUUAAAAUAUAAUUAAAUCAUUUUCCCCUUCCCUUUCUUCCCUCCAACCCCAUCCCCCGCUAUAAUGGCCUUUGUCCCGAAUGCCCAUUUUUUGAUGGGCAAGUUGUUUGACACUGGUAAGAGCUGGUCUCAUCCCAGUCUGUCAUUAGCAAAUGGUCACUUUGGAUGCCUUGACAAGCAUGUCUGUAUCUGUGACCUGUCACCACCUUUGUAACAGCUCAGGCGUGUUCUCACACUAGAUGUACAGGAGACUAGCUGUCCCCGUUGCUAGCAUGGACAGAAGUGCAGAUGGCUUGGUCCUAGAGCAUGACUGGUAAGAGCAAGCUGGCUCCAAGUGCAAUGUCCGACGGGGACACAAGUCACCAAGACUCCGCCAGGCAUGGCAGCGCCUGCGAUCCCAGCUCUCCCUGGCACUUUAUCUCAAGGUGUCACACUAGGACAUAAAUGAGAAGACAGUGAGGGAAGAAGGUAGGACAUGGGGAAGGAAAAGGAGAGGGGCCAAGGAGAGCAGUCUGGGCCUGAGAGUGUAAUUGUGUGAGGACAGUGAGGACGGCAGCACAUGUGGUCUCAGCUGUGCAGCAUUAGCGUAAGCAGUUGUGGAAACUUUUCAUUACUGUGACAAAGUGCCAGAAGCAAUCACCUUAUAAAGAAGAAAAGUUUAUUUUGGCUCAUGUUUGGAUGCUUUGGUCCAUUAGAAGCUGUUCCUGUGUUUUAAGUCUGUGGUGAAGCAAGGAAUGGUGGGAGAAUGUGGCAGAGCAAAGCUAUAAACUUCAUAAAGGAUGUAAAGAGAAAGAGGGAAGGACUGAGAGAAGGAAGAAGGGAGAAAGAGAGGAAGAGAGGGAGGGAUGAGGAGGGAGACACAGAGAGAGGAGGGGAGAGAGAGAGAGAGAGAGAGAGAGAGAGAGAGAGAGAGAGAGAGAGAGAGAGAGAUCCUACAGUACAGUUUAAGAGUUCACUACUACCAGGGUAGGAUGGAGGGCUCAGCAGUUAAGAACACUAGCCACUCUUUUAGAGGGCCUGAGUUUGAUUCCCAGCACCCACAUGGUGGCUCACAACCAUCUGGAACUCCAGUUUUAGGGGAUCCAAUGUCUUCUGGUCUCCGUAGAUAUCAGGCAGGCAUGCAUAUGGUACACAGCCAUACAUGGAGGCAAAACAUCCAUACAGAUAAAAAAAUUAAAAAUUCCACCUCUGUUUCUCACAUAAUAGUAAAAUCAUAUACCAUACCAUUGAACAUGCUUCAAGCCCACUAGAUUUUUUUUUACACUAGAUUUUUUAAAAAUCUUUUUAAGACUUCAGAGGAAAUUGUUAAAAGCUGUAUUGUUGUUGGUCUUUCUUGUCAGACUUUCUUUGGGACUGCCAGCUCCAAAAUAAUGACAAGGAGACUUAUUAUUAAUUAUGAAAGCUUGGCCUUUAGCUUAGGCCUGUUCUCAGCUGGCUCUUAUAACUUCAAUACCUGUUUCUUGUCAUCCAUGCUCUGUCACGUGGUUUCUUGCCUCUCCUCAAUUCUGUUUGGACAACUUGCUCUAUGUCUCGGUGGCAUCUCCUGUCUGCCUAGAUUCAUCUCCAAGUUCCUCUCUCUGCCCGGAAGUCCCGCCUAACCUCUCCUGCUUAGCUAUUGGCCAGUCAGCUUUUUAUUAAACAAAUCACAAGGACAGAACUUCACAGAGUAUACAAAUAUCCCACAAUACUUUGUUUCAUUCCAUGCUCUACAAGGAAGCAGAUCAAGGAAGAACAAAUCAGCCAUCUCAGAUCUUUGUAAACAUUCUCAUUUUAACAGCUGUUGAGCAUAUAUAUGGCAGUGAGUAGAUAUGUUAGUUCAUCCAAAACCAUUUGAGAUAGAGACCAGCUAGUUUAUAGUCUGCUUGGUUACCACGGAAAGCACUGCAAAGAAAUCAUAACAGACAGCAAACAGGGAACCCAGCUGCUGUGUCUGGUUAUUCUCACAGGACUUCGAUGAUGCUGGAGAAUCCCAGUUAACGGGAUUUAAAUGAUGGUGCUUAAUCCUUGCUGGGACUAAAGCACUUUAAAAUAAAUAGUAAGCCGGGCGGUGGUGGCGCACGCCUUUAAUCCCAGCACUCGGGAGGCAGAGCCAGGCGGAUCUCUGUGAGUUCGAGGCCAGCCUGGGCUACCAAGUGAGUCCCAGGAAAGGCGCAAAGCUACACAGAGAAACCCUGUCUCGAAAAACCAAAAAAAAAAUAAAAUAAAAUAAAAUAAAAUAAAUAGUAAAGUCACAACCUUAUCAUUAGUAGCUUCAAGAUAGUGGAAAUGUUUAGUGAUGAGCUCAACUGCAUCUAACCUCUGGAUCAUGAUAUUUGGCAAAUCAGGGAUCCAAGAGUUUUAGAAUUUUCAAAAUACCUAAGAAAUUUUAAAUAAUUAUUCAUACACCAGGACAGAAUGGAAUCAAAAGCAUGGCUUGCAAUUCUUUACCUGAGAGCCAUUCCUUGUCACAAGUAGUAUGUUUGACUUUUUUUUUUGAAGAAAACACAAAUGCGAAUCAUCAGAAUGCCUAUGUUCCUUAACUUCAUGCUUUGGCAUCUGGAGUUACAGAAGUAGCAAGAUACAGCAACAUGUACAGAAUCAUUGACCGUUUGUAAGCUGGUGUAGCUGGAGUUUUCCUGCCUGGCCCACAGUCAGGGCAAAUCUCUCUCACCCGCCAGUACCAAGCCGCUCAAACCCGAUCAAGUAAACACAGAGACUUAUAUUGGUUACAAACUGUAUGGCCGUGGCAGGCUUCUUGCUAACUGUUCUUACAGCUUAAAUUAAUCCAUUUCUAUUAAUCUAUACCUUGCCACGUGGCUUGUGGCUUACUGGUACUUUACAUCUUCCUUAUCCUGAUGGCGGCUGGCAGUGUCUCCCUCACCCAGCUUUCUGUUCUCUCAAUUCUCCUCUCUGUUAGUCCCGCCUAUACUUCCUGCCUGGCCACUGCCAAUCAGUGAUUUAUUCAUUGACCAAUCAGCAACACAUUUGACAUACAGACCAUCCCACAGCAAGCUGGCUUCCAGGGAAAGAAACAAGCGAGGACUUCUCAAAAGCAAUAAAUAACGGAGACCAUAUGUUAAUGUCCGUGAAGUGGAUAAAGAUAACUGUGAUCCAUUUCGCUCUUGUCCUCAGUACGCUGUGUAAUGUACAUUUAUAAUUUAAAAGUUUGUUAUCCCACUGGACAAUAAACUCAAGGUUCAUGUU